Benincasa hispida (wax gourd) is the source of this 888-nucleotide messenger RNA. RefSeq lists its product as uncharacterized. The record is from RefSeq and is a predicted model, not a curated record. NCBI's taxonomy places the organism in Eukaryota, Viridiplantae, Streptophyta, Magnoliopsida, Cucurbitales, Cucurbitaceae.
UAAAUUGAAACUCUAGAAAUGCAAAUUCAUAUUUUGAGAGAGAGAGAGAGGGAAGAAGAUGGGCGAUUUUAAGAGGGGAAGUGGGCCAAGUUCAUUCACAGCAGAGCCCAUUAAUACAGAAUGGAAGGGUUCGAAUUCCAACCCAAAAGAAGAUCUGAACACACAGCUUCUGAUGAAUGUAACAAGCCAGUUUGAUCUCCUUCUGCCUGCUCCAUACUUCAGCAAUGGCAAGCAACAAUUCAGGUGAUGGUGAAGUAUCUUCAGCCCAAGCAGUUCUUCUCGGAGCUUUAGCCCCUGGGGUCAACGGUCCUACAUGGACUACACUCAAAUCGACGUUUCUGAUGCUGGGUCUGUGUCUUAUCCUGAUGCUUGGCCUUGCAUUCUCUUCCAGUGAUUCUUGGUUGAUUCUUCAUGUUACCUUCCUCGUGGCUAUUACUGUCACCCUUUUCUUGCUACUUAACUGGUUUCUUUCUCAGACUGGCCUGGUUUCAGUGAAGAAUCAAAUGGAAGAACUGCAUUUGGCACCAAAGAGUCAAGAUAAAAGCGAAAAGAACGAAUGAUAAUUACUACUUUUAUAGCAUUAUAAACCAAAACAUCAAAUUGGAUGAUAGAAACAGAUACUAUGUAACAUCCUCAGAACACGAGGUGGUAAGAUUUAUAAAUCAAUCAGGUACAACAGCAUCUUCCAUUAUUCAAAGGAGAAAAAAAAAGAAACUUAUUUUCAGAAGAAACACUUGGAAUGGUAACUUCAUUCAUUCUUUGGUUGCUCCUCCUUGUGCUUUCCCUUUUUCUGCUUGAUGUAACAGAAGCAAGAACAGCAUGGUAACUGUAAAAAGAACUUCAUUCCUUCUUGUGUUUGAUGUGAGAGUUAGAAGAGGAAGAGUUAUA